Molecule: messenger RNA, 1292 nt
Organism: Plutella xylostella (diamondback moth)
Lineage: Eukaryota; Metazoa; Arthropoda; Insecta; Lepidoptera; Plutellidae
Gene: Arl2
Product: ADP ribosylation factor-like 2
Molecular function (GO): GTPase activity; GTP binding
Source: RefSeq, a predicted model, not a curated record
AGUAAUGCGAAUCGUACACAAACAACAAAAAUUGAAUGGCUACAUUUUCAAAGGACCUGCUACGUAGCAGCAACUGCUUGCUAUUAGAGUAGAAGAGCACACAGUGAUUGAGUAUGAUUGAGUAGUGGUAGGGUCAAUAGGCUCUGGAGCAAACAGUGAAAAAUCCUCCAAUCAUUUGGAUACCUAUCGUGUUGUGAGGUCGUUAUCAUUCUGAAGUAUUAGGAUUAGGGCCACAAACACAGACUACAUUUUACUUUGAUUGACAUUUCAGUGACUGUCAAGAUUACAUGAUUCUGCAUGACAUUGCCAUUGUUAUUUGAAUGGUGGCCGAUCGGUGUAAAUUCGUUUAAUUUAUUUGUAAACAUUUCGAUUUUCGCUCUAUAUUUUACCUAUUUCAAAGUGAACUACAAACUCCAACAAAAUGGGAUUCCUAACUAUGCUGAAAAAACUUCGCCAGAAGGAGAAAGAAAUGCGAAUUCUCAUGCUAGGUCUAGAUAACGCGGGCAAGACGACGAUCCUGAAGCGCUUCAACGGCGAGCCCAUCGACACGAUCUCGCCGACGCUCGGCUUCAACAUCAAGACGCUGGAGCACAAGGGCUACAAGCUCAACAUCUGGGACGUCGGCGGACAAAAGUCGCUCCGAUCCUACUGGAAGAACUACUUCGAGAGCACGGACGGCGUGGCGUGGGUGGUGGACAGCGCGGACGCGCGGCGGCUGGCGGCGUGCGCGCACGAGCUGCACGCGCUGCUGCGCGAGGAGCGGCUCGCCUCCGCCACGCUGCUCGUGUUCGCCAACAAGAGUGAUCUGCCGGGAGCGCUUACUCUGCAGGAGAUUAGAGAGGCGCUGGACCUGGACAGCAUUAAGAGCCACCACUGGCGCGUGGUGCGCUGCUCCGCCGUGACCGGGGAGAACCUGCUGGAGGGCAUGGACUGGAUGCUCGAUGACAUCGCCUCAAGGAUAUUCGCUCUUGACUGAAGACUAAAAUACAGAUGUCAAGGGAAAUUGCACAAUUUUUAAUAUGAGCGGAAAACGGGAGAGCUAAUAUUAUAGUUGUAAAAUAAAACCAGUGAAUUACAUUUAGAUAAUACAGUGGGUUGCUACAACUUUGUAUCUCUCGUAACAUAAAUGCUUGAUGAAAUAAUCACUGAUGUAUAAAAGUUACACUGUAACUGCUAACAGCCCUUUAACCAGCUAUGCUUAUUCCAUGAUAAUAUGAGAACUGUGAUCUCUAUUUUAUGUAUAGAAUAUAAAAACUAAAUUAUUAAGUUACGUAUUAAACAAUUUUCAUAAA